UUCCUCUCCAGAGUUUAUUUUUGAAUGGAAGGAUGCUCUUUUCCAGUAGAAGAUGGUGAUCCUAAUGUAUGAUCAUGGAGAAGGGGAUAAGUUCAGUAGAAGUGUUACCUUCCAAAUCGUCUCAGGUUACAGCUGUAAAAGUGGUGGUCAAAGAGCCCGAAACAAAGCAAACCCAAAGAGGGAAACGAGUGGGAUUUGUGCUUGUCCAUGCAGGUGCAGGUUAUCAUUCUGAAUCCAAAGCUAAAGAAUACAAGCAUGUGUGCAAAAGAGCCUGUCAGAAGGCAAUUGAAAAGAUACAGGCUGGUGCUCUUGCAACAGAUGCAGUGACUGCAGCACUUAUAGAAUUAGAGGAUUCUCCUUUCACAAAUGCAGGACUGGGGUCUAACCUAAACCUUCUGGGUGAGAUAGAAUGUGAUGCCAGUAUAAUGGAUGGAAAGUCAUUAAAUUUUGGAGCAGUUGGAGCACUGAGUGGAAUCAAGAAUCCAGUUUCAGUUGCAAAUAGAUUGUUGUGUGAAGGGCAGAAGGGAAAGCUCUCUGCUGGCAGAAUUCCACCUUGCUUUUUAGUUGGUGAAGGAGCUUACAGAUGGGCAGUUGAUCACGGGAUACCAGCAUGUCCUCCAGGUAUCAUGGCUACAAGGUUUAGUUUAGCAGCUUUUAAGAGGAACAAGAGGAAGCUGGAGUUGGCUGAAAAGGUGGAAACAGAUCUCAUUCAACUAAAGAAAAGAAGACAAUCAAAUGAAAAGGAGAAUGACUCAGGAACAUUGGAUACAGUUGGUGCAGUUGUUGUUGACCAAGAAGGAAAUGUUGCUGCUGCUGUCUCCAGCGGAGGUUUAGCACUAAAGCAUCCUGGAAGAGUUGGUCAGGCAGCUCUUUAUGGUUGUUGCUGCUGGGCUGAAAAUACAGGAGCUCAUACCCCUUACUCCACUGCUGUGAGUACUUCAGGUUGUGGAGAGCACCUUGUCCGAACCAUACUGGCCAGAGAAUGUUCAUGUGCUUUGCAAACGGAAGAUGCCCACCAAGCUCUCCUAGAGACUAUGCAAAACAAGUUUAUUGGUUCACCUUUUCUAGCCAAUGAAGAUGGUGUACUCGGAGGUGUGAUAGUUCUUCGGUCUUGCAGGUGUUCAGCAGAACCUGAAUCAUCACAGGAAAAGCCAACUUUACUAGUGGAAUUUCUGUGGAGCCAUACAACAGAGAGCAUGUGUGUAGGAUAUAUGUCUGCACAGGAUGGCAAAGCUAAGGACCUAGCAAAUGGUGGUUCUGAAUCCCAGGUGGAGAUUAUGGAGAUAUGGGAGUCCUUUCUUACAAAGCAAACACUUAGAUGCUUAUAAGCCGGACACCAGCUCACCUGCAGACACUGGUACGCUCGAGAGGUGGAAACGUACUCAACCAAGUAACCUAUCAGCAACUCCUUAAAAGAAGAGUGGGAUGGGAAAGUGGAAUUGGAGAUUUGGUUUGUACAUCCUAACCUGCCAGUGCUUCUGGCUUUUAGCACUGUGAGCUCUCCAAGUACUGAUUUGGAAGCGUCCUUGCAAUUUUAUUUAUCCUUGCAGGUUUAUUUCCUCCGGAUUUGGAAAAAGACUGGGUUCUGCAGCCAGCCACUUGCCUCCAAACUAGACUGCCUGAAUGCUAACUUGCCAGCCUAAAUGUAUAAAAUGGCUGAGCCUGCAAGAAGCCUGUGGAACAAUUUUGCACUGUGACUAAUAAUUGUUUGAUUUAAAGCAUACUUUCUGGAAAGGUGUCCAGUCUUUUUUUGGAAAACCAGUUGACUGGAAAAGUCACUGUUCCCUUUUGAAAAUGUUUGGUUAAAUGUUACUUUAAAAACACCAUGGAGGCUUGCCAGAUAAACUAAGUUCACACCUUAUUGCUGACACAGUCAUCUCUGGUUAUGUGUCCUAUUACUUGUCUUUAGCUCCCUCUCAGCACUGAAAAAGUAUUUCCACUCCUCCACCACUGAUAGCACUGGCAAUUUCAUCUUCACUACCUGCAUAGUGGAUAUCUCAUUGACUUCCCUCUGAUUCUUAUGCCCUUGAACCCUUAAAUCACUGCCAUGAGCAGCUGAUCAAAGCAUAUCCUUGCUGGUUCAGCUGUACUCUUCUUUGUUUCUUGUCAUCCUUCUUGACAUAAGCAGUUUCAUAAUCACUUGGUGCCUGUGUUUGUCACAUAUUGGAUGUGGAAGGAAACAAACUUUUCAUCUGAAUGGCUUUGACUCUUCAAUAUACUUCUUGGAACUAAGCUAUACCACCUAUUGCUACAGCUUAGCCAGGCUGGUGCCUGGGAGCCUCAGCUACAGUGAGCUUAAGGGACAGAUAUAUCCUGGUUUAGAAGUUGCCACUCCCAGACUUCCCUCCUGAAGCAAUACCAUGACGGGUUGUUUCAACAUUAGGCCUGUUCUUUGGGAAGAUGAAUGGACUUCCCGAGAUCUCCUGAAGCAAGUUCCUGCGUUGCCAUCCAUAUGAUGGUAGAAUUGUUGCAUAAGCUGACGCUUAACUAUUUCUAGCCAUUAGUGAGGCUGUUGGAAUAUUCUAGACUUCUGUGAAAGUUUCUGGUCACGGCCGUAAGAAUAGAUGGACAGUAUUAGUCUGUGGACUUCCUCUGCACUUACGCGGAUCCUUUUGUAGCAGUAAUUGCUGCAUCAGCAAAGGUUAAGACUUCUAGAUUGAAGGACUGGGAGAUGAAGUAUCUUCCUAAACUGAGGAGGUAUGUUUUUUCUUUUUUGUUAUUGUGAUGUUGACUCAUUAAUUACUUAAUAUGAAUUCAAGAUCUUUGAUAAGCAGUUAGCUCUUUCAGAUUUCCUGCCCAAAAAUUUCUUCUCUUUCUGAGACACUAGUCUUCAGAACAACCUUCCAGAUGUUUUUUUUUAUGGAUCCAUAAUAGAGCCAACAGCUGAUCCUAUGAUCCUUAGCAUCAGCUAAGAAGGUCAUCCUGUUACUGGAGCUGUGACCUCUUCAAAGAUACUCUGGCAGCUUUCAAUUAAUCAGUUCCAAUUUUCCUGAACUGAUUAGGUUACAUUCUGAGAGCUUAAGCAAUUCCAUGGUCACCACUGGGAAAAUAGCUCUAUUCUGAUGGCUUCAGUGUUGCUGCUUGGAGCUCUGUCUAUGCUGUCCUAGGCGAUGUGCAAUAUUUGAGGUCUUAAUGGUUGGUGUAGCAUUUGGUAGAAUAGUUUUGAGUGUCAGUUUGCAUGAAGGGCUGUGCCAUGUAAUUUGGGAGGGGGAGAAAUAACUCCUUGAAUUCAUGCAUAAUGUGAUUCUAGAUGUAAAUGGAGAAUGGGAAGGAAAGGAGGUGAGUCGGUAGGUUACAAGUGGAAUUGCCUCCUCUUAGUUACGUAGUCUUCAUAUUUUCUUCUUCCUUGUCUGCUUGCCCAAUGGAAGAUGCUGCAAAGGAAAAUAAUUUCUUCCAUCUCAAAUGACAGUGCAGCAUAUGCCUGCAAUGGGAAUUCACAUAGCAACUGCAUCUCUUGAAGGCUCUUGUUAUGGGUAGGCAGCCUUUCUUCGAUUCAGUGUAGUGUAUCUCUGCAUAAUCAAGCAGGAGCCCUUUUAUCUCGGGCAGGGUCUGCAGACUAUUUGUUCACUCAAGGCCCACGGUAUUCUGUGUGCAGAAAGUAUGUGGGUGGGAUGUGCCACAGAACUUCUUUUUUUCCCAGAUGUCCCAAGUUUCUUAUAUUCUCUUAGUGAUUUAGAGUAGUUGGUGGUGGAUGAUGUUUUUGCUUGACAAUAUGUACUUCCUCAUUAUA
Egretta garzetta (little egret) is the source of this 3730-nucleotide messenger RNA. It is a transcript of the gene TASP1, whose product is annotated as taspase 1. The record is from RefSeq and is a predicted model, not a curated record. Bases 69 to 1328 code for a protein of 419 amino acids. Gene Ontology annotation, molecular function: threonine-type endopeptidase activity. Gene Ontology annotation, biological process: protein maturation. The transcript is spliced from 13 exons. NCBI's taxonomy places the organism in Eukaryota, Metazoa, Chordata, Aves, Pelecaniformes, Ardeidae.